AUGUCCAUGUGUCAGUUUUCCGUGCCUCUGUUGCUUCCCAACUGUGACACAAAGCAGUGCACACUCAUGCUUUGGGCCAUGAGAGACAUUGUUAAAAAGUACAGACCUCAGUCACUUUCAGAAUCCAUGGGAUUUAUUGAAGAGAGAAUUGUUGUCUCUGAACUUCCAAUGAUAUCUUUUGUGAGACUGGGUGAGUGCUCCUUGUCCAAGUCAGAGAUCCUCAAUGAGCUUCUGAGCAGUUCUCAGCAGUACCAUGACACAUUUGUUCACCACAACAUGGAGGAUGGUGACAGUCCAAGGAGAAUAUCCAAUGGAUUGGUGGAAAUGACUUGGUACCUCCCUUGUGGGAACAAAAACAUGGAUGUCUUCAGCGAGCCAGUUGCUGUAGCUAACCUUCGUGGGGACAGUGCUUCAUUUGAAACACAAUUUGCUUUCUUGUGUCAGACAUCGGCAGCAGUUUUUGUGUUCUUUGAUGCUUUGGACUCUGAGUGUGAGCUGCUAACCAACCAAAACCACAAGGCACAGAUCUUCUUGGUGGGUAACCGUCAAAGCAAAGAUUUCAAAUUAGAUGCUGUAAAAAAGGUAGCAACCAAGUUGGACUUGACUAACAGCAACAUCAUUUUAAAGACUAAGGGCAUGAAUGAUGCAGACUUUGUCAAAGAUUUGCGGGAAAAAGUCAGCAAUGCAAUUGAAAACACACAGAUGAAGAGGGGAAUUGAGAAGAUGGCUGACGUUGCCCAUGAACAUGGAAUCUGUGUUGAUGAAGACUCUCCAGAGUGCCAGGAAGCGAAGAAAAAUGCAGAUGCUAUCACUGCAGAAAUUCAAGACCUUCUUAAAUACAAAGAAGCUCAGCUUCCCUUAAAACCAAACUUCGGGAAAAACAACUCUCAGGACAUGUCGAAGGCAAUGACAUAUUUCAUCAAUGCAAUAUCAAGCCCAGGGAUGGAGAAGAAGGAGGAGAAGAAGAAGAAGAAGAAGAAGAAGAAGAAGAAGAAGAAGAAGAAGAAGAAGAAGAAGAUACAGAGGUGGUAUUUCCUGAAAUGGAUGCGAAUGAACCUCGAUAACGUGUCUCGAGAAAAACUGUGUGACCUCAGGGAGCAGUACAAAGAAAAACGCAAAAACCCUGAUAACAAAGAGAAACUUUCCAACAGCUCAUUAGGGACUGAACACUUCUUCCGUGAAAUGGGGCAGAUCUAUGAAGCUUCCCUUUCCCUUCCUGAAACAGACGCAGCACGUCAACAACUACAGCAUCUCCCCAAGCUAUGUGCUGAGUUAAUGCUUGAUGGAUUUCCACUUGAGCUUGUAGAUGGAGAAGCAUCCAACAUACCUAUCGGAUGGGUGACUGACGUUCUCUCUCAGCUCAAUGACUUGGUGUCUCCUAAGAACAAGAUCCUGGUAGUCACAGUUCUUGGAGUUCAGAGCACAGGAAAGUCCACUCUCCUCAACACCAUGUUUGGAGUGCAGUUUGCAGUCAGCAGUGGUCGAUGCACUCGAGGUGCCUUUAUGUUGCUGAUUAAAAUCAAUGAAGAUGUCAGAAAAGACUUCAACUGUGACUUCAUGGUGAUCAUUGACACUGAGGGCUUAAAGUCACCAGAGCUCGCACAACUGGACAAUAGCCACGAGCACGACAAUGAGCUUGCAACACUUGUUGUGGGGCUGAGUGAUAUCACCAUCAUCAAUGUUUCAAUGGAGAAUUCAACAGAAAUGAAGGACAUCCUACAGAUAGUUGUACACGCUUUCCUCAGGAUGAAAGAGGUGGGCAAAAAGAAGCCCAAAUGUCAGUUUGUUCACCAGAAUGUGUCGGAUGUUUCAGCCCAUGACAAGAACAUGCGAGACAGGGAACUACUCCUGCAACAGUUAAACGAGAUGACCCAGGCAGCAGCCAAAAUGGAAAAGAAAGAAGAGUACUCGAGCUUCACUGAUGUGAUGGAGUACAGACCAGACACUGGAAACUGGUACAUUCCUGGACUCUGGAAUGGAAACCCACCAAUGGCAGCAGUCAAUGCAGGCUACAGCGAGGCUGUUUAUGAGCUCAAGAAGAACAUCAUCCACAUUUUGGGAAGUUGUGGAUCAUCAGCUAAUAAUAUCUUGGAGUUUACAGAACAGAUGAAGAGCCUGUGGAUGGCAGUAAAACAUGAAAACUUCAUCUUCAGUUUCAGAAACAGUCUCGUGGCUGAUGCAUACAUGAAGCUGUGCGCAGAAUUCAACAAAUGGAAAUGGGACUUCAAAAAAGAAAUGUACACAUGGGUUACACAAGCUGAAACAAGAAUCUCCAACUUCGGUACAGCUGCUGAUAAAUCUAACAUAUCUGACAUGAGAGAACUUCUCAUGCUAUUGAAAAGCGAAGCUUUGAAAGAGCUUUCUAAAUGGGAAACAAAGCUUCUUGGAAAUCUGGACCAGUACUUCAAGCAAAAAGAGGGUCAUGUCUAUCUUGUUGAAGGAUACAGACUGGUGUUUAAAAACAGUGCUAAGAGCCUUCGACGAGAAAUGGAAAGAUCUGUGUUUAAUCAGCUCACAGCAGCAGCCGACAUCAGACAGGGGAUGACAGAAGUUGAUAAAAUCAAGGAGAACCACCCAAAGGACUUAGAGGGCAGAGUUUGUGCUUUGAUUGAAGAAUGUAGGAAGACAAAAGUCAAGAUGACAGAGAAAGAGCUGGACAAAGAAUUUGAAAAUAUGUGGAUUAAAACAGUGAAGGAACUAACCUUUAAAGAAAUGAAGGUUGAGGACAUUUUCAACAGUCUGUCUCACCGCCUGAGAACAAAUCUAUCAACCAAGGGAAGUCAUGCAAGUGAUUUGUUAAGUCAAAAAAGCCUGACAGAAUGUGGACUGGUGUCUUUUAAAUAUACAGUUGAAGGAUUCUUAAAUCAAUGUGCAGACAAAGUUAAACAGUGGUUUACAAUACCAGGUAAUGCAAAGGCUGUACAACAAACAGCUGACAGCAUCAUUACAGUUUGCUCACAGAUGGUGAGUGACAAAAUGCAAAGAAAGAGUAAUUACCAUGAUACCUACAUCAAUGAGAUUCUAAACAUGAUUGAUGAGAGGCUGCAAAACAAUCAGGAAGUUGGAACAGACAUCACUUUUGAAGUCUCUCUGAAACAGCACAUCUGUGGAGACGCAGCCAGAAGGUUUCAGAAAAUGCAUCUAGAUUUCCUCCAUGAGAAAGAUCCCUACAGAUGUCUGAAGGAAAACAAAGGAAAGUUUCUUGCUGAUUUUAAAGACGUGUUCCGUAAUGUAGACCAGUGCCAGAAGAAGGCAGAAGAAUUCACAGACCGAUGCUUGAAGCCUGCAGUCGAAGACUUUGUCAACCGCUCCCUGGGUCCUGAUAUCAUUGGUGAAAUGAGGACAAGAGAGGAGUUCAGCAAAAGAAUGUCCUUCCAGUAUUCACUUUUACUGGAUCUGCUCUCAGAGGAUGACUUUCCUAAGUACCUGAGCUUUAUUUGCUCCUAUGAGAAAUAUGUAAAGAAAUGGAUACUCAACAAAAUAGAGGAACACUUCUCAGAUGGGUCUACGAUGUUUGAGGAUCCACAUCUCCAGUCAUGUGUCAACAGAAUAAAUAAUGCUAUCCAGAAAGCUAAAACAGGAAAGAGUGGCAACUUAAAGUCAUUUGUUGAAGUUGUCUGUAAGGAACUUGGUGACAAACUGGUCAUUUCCCAGGAUACUCUUGGGGCCUUCAUGACCCUGAACAAGGCCGACCAGGAACAGUUUGCUCACUGGCUCACUGAGUGUGUGACAGAGAUGGCACAAACUCUUAGAGAGAAGUUUAAGAAAACAAACAUCCAAACUAAACUACAGAGCCUUCAUGUGAAUCCUCAGAACGAGCUUUUCAACAAACUGAUUGGAUGUGGUAAACAGUGUCCGUUCUGCAAAGCGCCCUGUGAGGCAGGAGGAACAGCCCACACUGAGCACUUCACUUCACUUCAUCGACCACAGGGUCUGGGUCAAUACAGAUGGAGUGAUUCAGAAAAACGUUGCAUCGACAUAUGCUCUUCCUCUGUGGACAGCGACAAAGGUUUUCGCUGCAGUGAUACAAAUGAUCAAUCGCACCCUUUCAAGCGUUACAGGGAAAUCUAUCCGGACUGGAAAAUCCCACCAGAUGCAAGCCUCCAGGCAUCAGACUACUGGAAAUAUGUACUGGCAAAGUUCAAUGAUGAGUUUGCAGCAGCAUACAAUGUAAAGCCUGCUGAUAUUCCUGAAGCUUGGGAACUUAUCACACCUGAGCAAGCAGAGGCAAGCCUCAAAGAGUCAUUUCAUAUCAAAUGAGAAACUACAAGCUUUGUGCUCACAGAGGGUCCCGUCCUCCUCAUUACAGUCAUCAUCCUCUCAUGGAUAUUUAGAUUACACUUGAUUUAUAUGAAGAGAAGCACACAAAGUAACAUGCUGUUUAUGAGAUGGCAAGGUUGACCAUAUAUUUCAACAACAACUUACAAGGAAUUUGUAAACGUUUCAGUUUGAUUAAAUCACACUUUAAAUCCUUCUUUUUUUGGUUGUUAUUGUAGUAUCAAUUAAUCAAAUUUGAUUUGAUUAAGUGUUUUAUUUCCUUAAAGUAACUGAUGCACAAAUAUUUGUUUUUAUGUUUUUCUGUGGUUUUGUCAUAAACACAUUAACAAUUGUAAUGUUUUAAAAUAUCAUUCAGUCUUCAUGUCAACAUCAAGAUUAUACAAUGUCUUUAUUUUUAUUUCAAAUAAGUAUCUGAUUCUUAUUAUUUACAUUUUUAUUGACACGUUUAUAAUUGUUGUCUUUUCAUUUCUGAGCUGCAUCAAAAGCCACACAUUUAGAUUUUUAAAUCAGUGAAUGAAUCAUUGUGUUUUAGUGGUGGUACAGUCAACAUGUAAACAUGACAGAAAGUCUGUUGUAAUCAAGUUCAGUUUGACAUGUGACCGUUUCCCAGAGAGUUAGAAUCUAUUCUUAUUUUGUUUCAUUUAUAUAUUUACAUAUUCAAUGUUUAACAUAUCAUUCAAUCUAAAUGUCAACAUGUAGAUUACACAUGAAUGUUGUUCUUACCUUUUUGAGUGCUAUAUGGCAUUGCCUUACCAAAAACCUGAAAGUCUUUCUUUGUUUUCCAAUCAAGCAUUUAGCUCCAAAUAUUUACAUUUUGAUGUUCAUGUUAUAAUAUUUACUCAAAA
Molecule: messenger RNA, 5123 nt
Organism: Trematomus bernacchii (emerald rockcod)
Lineage: Eukaryota; Metazoa; Chordata; Actinopteri; Perciformes; Nototheniidae
Product: interferon-induced very large GTPase 1-like
Molecular function (GO): GTP binding; GTPase activity
Source: RefSeq, a predicted model, not a curated record